AAUAAAGUUAACUUAGUUUAGGUUUCCUAAUAUAGUGAAACUCGAUCAAUAGGAGAUGAUACUUACUGGACCUCUAUAGAAAGAACAGUUUAGAACUGAUAGAGCUAUCCAGUAUAAAUAAAAUUAGUUUAGGUCAGCCUUCUGUAGCAGGCACACAAAAGGAAAUAUUUAGAGAGCCCGCUAUAGCCUAUAUAUUUAUUUCAUAUAUAAAUAAAGAAAUUUCAACUCGGUGUUUUUAUCUGACUCAGAGAAACACCGUCGAUUAACCAAUAUGGUGAAUAUAGGAAUUUCUAUACGGAGAGAAGCCUAAAGACUGAUAGUCUGAUAUUGUGCUAAAAUCUUCAGUGCAGGUGCAAUAAGUAAUCGCACUUGUUCAAAACAGACCUCCACGGAGAACCGUUCAUAGUUACUCAAUUUGUUUACUUUGUGGUCUCUUCGGGAAAGCAGUGCAGAUUUAUAGGAAUUAUGCGCAAAUAUUAUAACAUAGAUGGCAUCAUGUACACCCAAUAACGAUUAUGUUAUAGCUCUGCUGUACUUGUGACUUUAUUGAGUUUUCCAUGGAGGGGGUAAGGUUUUUUCAAUGAAUGUUCCAUAUGUGUUAAGAACAUUGGAAAUAAGUACUAUAGUUGUGCAUGUCGCUAUAUUGCUAUAUCUACACUCUUGAAGGGCUAAUGAUCAUUGUACUAUAAUACUAGGGAGGGUCUGUGUAGCACUCUAUGUCAUAUGUCAAUACACAAGUGGCUGCAAAGAAUUUACUAGAACUUUACCCACAAUUAAGGCAGUGUGUCUGAUUGGGGCAGCUCAUUACAAUAAAUAUAUUAUUCACAACUCGAGAGUCCUGCCAACUCAAUUAUAGUCAAUUGGCUAAGAUGUAAAGCACAACAUAAUAGAGUGAUGCUAGUUAGCUUAAACAAUUCAGAACGUCUAAGUGCAGUACAGACGCUGUAACCCUUCGCACAAACCCAAGUUUCUGAGAACUAAGUUUCUUACAGUACUUUCAGUUUGGGCUAAGUUGUUGGAAGAUGUCAAGGUACUUCAGUUAUAUCGCUAUGACGAAAUCAGAGAUGCAAUGGGAGAGAAACUUCGACGAAGAGCGAGCUAGCAGCAUCGCCAGGCGUUUUGCCAUCGAGGAUUUUGCUUUAAAAUAUCGCACGUCAUUAAGAACCGCCGAAGAACUGCUCACGUCAGGAAUGACUGUGGAAAGACACGCUGACGAAUCCAAAGGCCCCAAAUCCCCGGAUAUAAUCGAGAUCGAUGAUACGUCGAACGAAACAAAACUCGAGAGUCAUGAAGAUAUGGAGGUUGAUGUGGAGCGACUAGAUACAGACCAUGAACUCGUUUAUCGUGAGCGUGAGAAUGAUCGUAAACAAGCAACAAAGAUUCCACCGUUCGGUUAUCAUCGUAGCCGGCAGUUUUCCCCGCGUUCAAGGAAAGUAUUUGUGUUUUCCAGUAAGCCAACGAGUCCCACGGAUACAUUCAACAGCCAUAGCUACCCAAGUCCGCGGUUUAGCUCUCAAACGUGGCCGUAUUGCGCAACCUACCCGCACCUCGCCCGCGAAACCAGUUUCGCCCGCAGUUAUCCCCUCCUUUACAACAUGACUGGGUCAAAAACCCUACCAAGGCAUGUUCCUAUUGAAUUACUAAGAAAUUACUACAGCGGUGGACAGACAGUCGAUGAAAAGCGCAAGCCGAAAGAAGCACCACAUGAAACAUCCCAGGAAGAAUUGUCUCGUAUACAAAAACCCCGAAUGCUCACACUCCAAGCAGAAAGAUCCAGACGAUUUGCACCACCCCGGCGAUUUUCACCAUCGGAAGAACGACCCCGCGCUUCUGCACCUCCAGAGGAAAGCCCUCGAAUUUUUAUACCAUCACAAGCAGGCCCUCGGGUAUUUUUGCCCAAGGAAGAAAGAGCCACACCGAGGACCUUCGAAGAAGAAAAUGCACGUUGGUCCAAAAUGUCGGACGAAAAAUCCGAAACAUUCUCGUCAAAUGGCGUAAGAUUUGAGAGACUAUACGAGAAACGACCCCGUAGUUAUACACCACCCAGUGUAAAAGAGGAACUAAAGCAAAGCCUUUUGAAGCCACGAAGGCAUAGCGAUGACACUGUUAGUAAUGUCAAUCGUCCAAGCGUACUCGUAAUGCAAAGAUCACUCAGCAAUCCGAUAACUACCUGUCACGACCAUGGCGAAGAUCACUGUGAACCAUGCUCUUGGACCGAAGAAAAUCAGCUCACCGAUUCUGACUCUUCGGCCACACCCCCCUUGGCACAGGAAGGAUCGUUAUCCAGUGGUGACAGCAGUAAAGAAGACAAACCGCAUAAAUGUCAGAUCUGUGGCCGAGCUUUCAGAAAGCACAGCGCCCUCGUUAUUCACCACAGAGUGCACAGCGGCGAGAAACCAUACCGCUGUCCAGAGUGCUCGAAAAACUUCUCGAUAUCCGGCAAUCUAAGACGUCAUUUUCUAAUUCACACAGGAGAACGGCCUUACGUUUGCCCUGAAUGCUCGAGAGCGUUCAAUAACCCCAGCCAUUUGACAAGACACAGAAGAAAGCUGCAUGCCGACUUUCGUCGGGACCAGUUGGCGGGAAAGUAAACAAGUGAUCGGAGAUAUUCGCAAACAAUCGGAAGAAACUUCGUAAUGUCAUCGGAUAAACAUCGUGGAAGGUUCGUAAACAGCGCUCCCAAGAACAAAGUUGCUGACGAUUUGAAACGCAUCGCACAUUAGCAAAGUAUUCAACACUUAUUAAACAUCAUUUAGUGAACAAUAGCUAAACUUAGCUUAGGACAAACAAUUUUGAAAGAAUAGUGAAUGUGCAUGUCAUAGACAUUUGUUAUAAAUUUCUAGAUCACAGAUAUGUUUAUAGGCAUAGCCAUGCAAUAAGCAGCAUUAAUUUCGUUCAUUUGUAAUAAGUUAAGUUGUACAUAACGCAUAUAUUCAUAUCUAAAACGCUAGGUGGAACAUUUGAGAAAUGAAUGAUACAAUAUAAAUCACGUUACAUACAGUCAUCACCUGAAUAUGGUAUAACCAAUAUGACGACAACGCAAAAAAUGUUAUUGUGUAUAGAGCGGCAGAAAUUAGUAUCAGUUAACUUAUUUUAUAUUAAAUUAUUUCAAACUGUUAUUUCAAUUUGUUAUUUUUCCUUUUAUGUUCGUACUUUCACAUUUUCUCAUUUCUCCUUUCUUUUUUCCUUAAAUAAGUUCGGGGUAUUUAUAAUCUUAAUCUUCAUACUCUCGCCCUCCGCCCACUCCUCUUAUCCCUUCCUCUCACCCCUCUCUUAUUUUUCUCACCACAAUCCCACCAUUCAUCCUUCUUCACUAUCCCAUUCCUUCCUUCACGAUUCCUCUGUUAUCAUUCCUUCCUACCCCCACCACACCACACCACACCACACCACACCACACCACACCACACC
Molecule: messenger RNA, 3408 nt
Organism: Dendronephthya gigantea
Lineage: Eukaryota; Metazoa; Cnidaria; Anthozoa; Malacalcyonacea; Nephtheidae
Product: Krueppel-related zinc finger protein 1-like
Exons: 3
Coding region: 1023-2591 (522 amino acids)
Biological process (GO): regulation of transcription by RNA polymerase II
Molecular function (GO): RNA polymerase II cis-regulatory region sequence-specific DNA binding; DNA-binding transcription factor activity, RNA polymerase II-specific
Source: RefSeq, a predicted model, not a curated record